GGGUCAGGGGACUUGUGCUUGUGUGCAUGUGUAUGUGUGAAAUAAUGGUUUGUGCAGAGUGUACCUUAACCUGAUAUCUCCAUGCAGCAAUGUUCACCAGAGCCGUAUUGCUUGGAAACGACAUUACUGUCGGCUACGGGUGCCGCCACCAAACGCGGCGCGGGCAGAGGGUGGUCUCUCUCGAGACCACCUGAGCACCUGCGCUGUGGGUGUAUGUGCUAUCCCGGCUUUGCCGGCGACGACUCCGCCGCGCGUGGUGCGUGCUCCAACCCGGGGCCGCAUUCAUGGGCGCGCAGUAAUCCAUGACUCACUCUUGAGGACUACGCGUAUGCAUAUGCACCGUCGGAAGUGACAGGCACGCACGUGUGCAAGAAUAAAGUUGGAAUUCAUUUUAAGGAAGGGGUUCCGAAGUGGCUUGGCAUGGCUUGCUGUAUCACCCUGCAGCCGGAAGCUCGGGGAGUGCGGGUUUGUGGGAAGGGACGCGCUUUCAUUCUGUUGGCGCUGCGCUGGCGUGUCCAUACAUGGUGCGUUUUCCGUAGCUGGCACCUGCAGUGCACCUUGAUGCAGCGACAAGACGGCAAGAGCUCGAGAAUGGACAUGAUCGCGUUGUUAAGGCACAGCGUGGCGGGUGUGUAAAUGUGUGUAAAUGUCUGACCAGGUGGAUUCGUGUACCCCGACGGGAUGCACAUGGCUGGCUCUUGUUCAGGCUAAGCGUGGAACGCCCCAAGGUGUGACAUGCCGCAAGGAACACGGGUGACGAACGGACGGACAUGGCCGGGAGGAAUGUGGCAUGUGCAUUACCGGUAUUGGGAUGCACUGACGAGCGCAUUUGGCCAUGGUGUCUCACAGCAUGGACGGGUGGUGGGGAAGGAUCUGGUUCAGUCGAGAGAGGGCGUGCAUCCGCGGGCAUUCGGGGGCUCAUUGGAGGGGCCAGCUUGGCAGUGGCUGGUCCGCGUGUCGUGAUGGUUCGCAUGCCGCCGUCUCCCCCCAUCGGCUGGGCGUGCGUGCUCUCGUGCACUGCACCCGGCGAGUGCUACUGGGAGUAAUGCACUCAUGACUGGCUGGGACGGCGGCGGCAAGGCGAGCGAUGGUGGUGCGGGCCGGCGCUGCUGGGGUGAUGCUGGCAUCUGUUGUUAGGCGACUGGCGCAGGUUGUGCCAGUUCGAGUGGGCGAUUCGGCGGCGGGUAGGAAGCUGGUGAUUGGCUACCGUUAUCGGAGAUAACCGUACCCCUAGGGGACUAGGGGUUACCGACCUUACCGUAGCAGUUUGGGGCACAGCGCGCGUUUGGCUGAAUGCUGAAUGCACGCGCGGCAUUUCGUUGAUGGCCAUGUAAAGGCCGCCGGGCCGUAUUCAGAGGCUAUCCGCACUACGGAGUCUGGUAGAGCCUUGUAAUAUUAUUGCUCG
Messenger RNA from Chlamydomonas reinhardtii, 1405 nucleotides. RefSeq lists its product as uncharacterized. Bases 82 to 306 code for a protein of 74 amino acids. The transcript has a single exon. NCBI's taxonomy places the organism in Eukaryota, Viridiplantae, Chlorophyta, Chlorophyceae, Chlamydomonadales, Chlamydomonadaceae. The record is from RefSeq and is a predicted model, not a curated record.